Phacochoerus africanus (Common warthog) is the source of this 1707-nucleotide messenger RNA. RefSeq names its product ADP ribosylation factor like GTPase 8A (gene ARL8A). NCBI's taxonomy places the organism in Eukaryota, Metazoa, Chordata, Mammalia, Artiodactyla, Suidae. Gene Ontology annotation, biological process: anterograde axonal transport; protein transport. The transcript is spliced from 7 exons. The record is from RefSeq and is a predicted model, not a curated record. Gene Ontology annotation, molecular function: GTPase activity; GTP binding. Gene Ontology annotation, cellular component: lysosomal membrane. The coding region runs from base 148 to 708 and encodes 186 amino acids.
UCGUCGGCCGCCGCGCGCGCUCCAGCCGAGCCUCCGCCCGCACCGACCCCGGAGCCGGGCCGCACCGGGGAGGGGCCGCUCCGGCCGCAGCGCGAGGGCAAGAGGGGCGGCGGGGAGCCGGCACCGGGCGCGGCCGGCGCAGCGACCAUGAUCGCUUUGUUCAACAAGCUUUUGGACUGGUUCAAGGCCCUGUUCUGGAAGGAGGAGAUGGAGCUCACGCUGGUCGGGCUGCAAUACUCGGGCAAGACCACCUUCGUCAACGUGAUCGCGUCGGGGCAGUUCAAUGAAGACAUGAUCCCCACCGUGGGCUUCAACAUGCGCAAGAUCACGAAAGGCAACGUGACCAUCAAGCUCUGGGACAUCGGGGGACAGCCCCGCUUCCGUAGCAUGUGGGAGCGCUACUGCCGAGGAGUGAGUGCCAUUGUGUACAUGGUGGACGCAGCUGACCAAGAGAAGAUCGAAGCCUCGAAGAAUGAACUCCACAACCUACUGGACAAGCCUCAGCUGCAGGGCAUCCCGGUCCUAGUCCUGGGUAACAAGCGAGACCUCCCAGGAGCGCUGGAUGAGAAGGAGCUGAUUGAGAAAAUGAAUCUGUCUGCCAUCCAGGACCGAGAGAUCUGCUGCUACUCCAUCUCCUGCAAAGAGAAGGACAACAUUGACAUCACCCUACAGUGGCUUAUCCAGCACUCAAAGUCACGGAGAAGCUGAGACUGCGGCCCCUCCCCUCUGACCAGGGACCGCCAUCCAAACUGAAGCCGAGCUCCCGCCCCCCUCCCCGCUGCCCCCCCUCAAAGCCCACCCCUCCUUAUUCGGUGUGGGGAGGGGUCCUCUGGGCGUCCCAGAGUCCUGUUCUGCUGAGGUUUGAACUCCUGAUUUUAUUGUAAAAUAAAUCGCUCCCAUCUGAUCCCCUAACCUCCCCCACCCUGCGCUGCUUCCUCUUCCCCCUACAGCCCCUGGCGCCACAACCCCGCCUCCUCUCUCCUCCAAGCCCUGCUUCCCUUUUCCACACUCUUCUGUUAUUGUCCUGUGUGUACAGUAUAUAUAUGUAUAUAUAUUUUAAUUUUUUAAUUUAAGCAAAGACUAAAAUCAACCAUUUGAUGCUGCAGGGGCCAGUCAGGAUCUGGGAGGGGGGGCUCUGAAGAGAAGGGGGUUGGCUGGGGAGGGUUCAGAUCAGGAGAGGUAAGGCGGGCACCUGGGCAGGUACCAGCCUGCUCACAGGUGGCUGGCCCCAACCCUGUUUCUUUCUACUUCCCAGUCUGGCCUGUCCCCACAGUGCUUGAAUGUCACAGGCUGGCGGGAGCCUCCAGAGAUGCCCUUCUCUCUCCCCAGCCUCAGGAGGGCCACCAGGCACCACCAGGUGCCAGAGACCGGGGGCUGAGAGGGCAGGAGGCCAGCGUCCACGGUGCCCCAGCAGCUCCUCCUGCCUGUUCCUGGCUCCCAGCCCCUGCCCCUCCCCGGGCCCCCACCUCCAUGGCCACCUCAUUUUCUGUUCUCGUUUUGCAGGUUGCACAAGGAGAGAACUCAGCACGGGGGGUUGGUUCUUUGGGUUUUGUUUUCUGUUUAUUUGUUUAAUUUAAUGAUUUGUAAAGUGAUGUUCCUCUUCCUUUUUUACACUUUUCAGCUCAUAUUUAACCUCUGUUUGGAAAGUGAUUCUUGUAACUGUACAUUUUUUUGCCUCCUAACAAGAAUAAAUGACGAUUUUGUGUU